UCUAGAUAAUCGUGUACUGAACUUUUCUUAGUUUAAAAAUCUUUAAGAAUACUCGGUAGUAAAGUUAUAACUCCACUCACAACCAAAGCGUGAUGAGAAAAAAAGCCUUCCGACUGAAAACUGUCAUGUUUAUCCUCACAGCCCUAUCGAUGUGUCGAUAGACUACAUGCCGAAGGUCAGGACAAGCUCUACUAGGCGCGCAAAGAAUUCUGUGCGGCUUUAAAAAUAAUUUCUCCUUGAAGAUGAUUGGUUAAUUAUUUACGGUCAGAUCACCUGGCCUGAGUCUUCGGAUUGGUAGAUCGCUCGUUGCCCGACCGCUGUUCAAACGAAGCUGACUUUGUACUCUCUAGGACGAAUUUUGCGAACAAAUUUUACACUGUAUAUUUCUGUCUCCUCGCCGACGAACAAGGAACAACAAUACCUGAACAGACAUGUAAGAAGCCUGAUCGUGAUGUUCGAGCAAAGCAGUUUGUCAGAUGUUCCAGCAGAAACUGAUAAUCUUUGUGUGUCAGUGCCAUUUGUAGUGGAGGAAUGGGACGAGAAAGCUAGCCUCUCCCCACAUCAUUUGUCUUACAUCAUCACCAUUCUUCUGCCCAAACGACUGGUAUCUUUAGAGCGAGACAUCAACGUAGAAUCACAACUCAAAGCAUUUUGUGAAGCGAAACUCAUAAAUAAUGCAAUACCUGUUGGCAGUUCUACAGAAGGCUUCAGUAUUCCUUAUUCUAUGUCAUAUGAAGUAGAUUCUCAUCUUGGCACUUACGUUGAUGCAGAUGUACUGUUUGUUGAGAAUGAUGUCCAGAUAUCCACGAUAGAUCCAAUCCAAAAUGUGGAUACCCAAGCCAUAUUAGAAUGCGAUGAUGUUCAUCCAGGUUAUGGCAGAGUGAGGCUACUGAAGCACAGUGAGGACCUGAAAGAUGUUGUGACUCGCAAUGAUAAUAAAUACUUGAGCGGACAACGAAUUCAGAACUCAGUACACAAGAAGAUGACCAGUGGAAGGUCUGAAGAUGACGAAACAUCCAUUGGUAUUCAUGGUCCAGCAGUAUCAGUUGAGUAUUCAACUGUCUUAAAUGCUGACAAUAUACAAACCUAUGGUGUUAGAAUUCCACUUGACAUGGUUUAUGCAGUUGAGGUCAAGCAGUGGCCCCCAGAGGCAACUGAAUGGGUCCAAAGAGUGAAGAAAGGAAACUGGCUUGGAGAUGACUUGAUUGAAUCCAUUGUAUCAGAGGGAUGCCAAGUUGUACCAGUAGCACACAAGCACAGCCUCAAUCCAGACAUAGAAUGGAGACAUUCUUUUGCAGUUACAGAAAAAAGAAUAGCAAGGAGUGCUGUAACUGAUGCUCAACGUCAAUGUUACAUCUAUUUCAAAAUGAUGCGGCACCUUUGUCUGAAAGAUUUGGAGGUGAUUUCUUCAUACUGUUUGAAAACUGUGUUUUUCCAUGCUUGUGAGGUUAUUCCAAAGCCUACCUGGGAGACUCAUACUGGACAGUGCUUGCUAUACCUGAUUGAUAGUUUGAUGAGUUGUGUUAAACAAAGAAACAUCCCAAGCUUUUUCAUACCAGGCAAUAAUCUUGUGGAUGAUGUGCCAGAGGAGAAAUGGGGAGACAUGGAGUCAAGGCUCCUCGAAAUAAGGAAAGAUCCUAUAAUCCCGAUUUUGAAGUUUACAGACACACAUGCUAUUAGCUAUACAGAUAUCCCCUUUGUAUUUCGAGAAAAUAUUUCAUUUGUCUUGGAAGACAUGGAAAAGUUCAAAGUCCACAGAGACAUCAGAAGAUCUGCAUUUGAUGCAUUUUUCACAACUUCCUUUAGAAUGAGUUUGCUGUACUUAAACCAAGGCCAACCAAAAAAUGCUGUUCAGAUUUUAAUGGAUUCAUAUCCUACACUUGACCAUUUCCUUGGACCCAUGCCACUUGUUUACUUUCUAAAUGAAGCUGCAAUCCUGAUCCAAGAUGGUCGGCUUUACCUUCUUUUGCUUCAGGAACUCCUUGGAAUGGCCAACCAACAUCCUGACUUCAAGCUGCUAGAGGGAAAUCUGGCUUGUGCAUACCAUGCAGCUUCUUACACCUAUCCAGAGGAAUCUUCAGAGAGAGCUGAAUAUCUGCAGAAGGCAGAGGAACUUGUUCGAGAAGAAUUGAAAUCUCAAAGCUCAAGCUCCUGUGGGACACAGGUCACAUUUGCCACCAUUCUGAUGUCACAGAGGAAAUACAAAGAGUCCAUACAAAUCCUUGAAACUGUUGUGAACACAGCCAACAAAAGUGCACAGGAAGAAAUCCAAGGUGACAUGACAGAAUUUGGAUUCAGCGAACAAAAAGUGCUUGAUGAAGAUUUGCAAUCAGAAAUUUCAACCCAUAUGAAAAUAGAAGGGCCGUCACUUAUUUUUGUAUUUUAUUUUCUGGUCAGAUGUUUAGUACUGGAAGAUGAAGUUACAAAACCAAAGGCUUUUUUUGAAGAAUAUGAGAGGGUGUGUGACCUGUGUGAAGAUAUCACUGGAUAUAAACUUCUUGGUUAUAGCUAUUAUCAAGUAGGAGACAAACGGAAAGCAAGGGAUGCCUUCAUGUCAGCUUUACAGAAAAUGCCAGGAAGCCAACUUCUUAUAUCAAACAUUCAAAAGUGUUCAGAGUAACAAGUUUGCCUCUGGUUUGUCACACAAGAUAAACAAUCACGAAGGAUGAUGAUUAUAACCAUGAUGACUAAUUAUUUAUUUAGCAUCUUUUCAAGGGUGUUUGUUGUGCAUCAGAGAUAUGACGAUUCUCUGGCCACUAUGCAGAAUUCUCUACCUAAAUUUUGAUGGUCUGUGCUAUUUUUUAUUUUUACAUGGAGAAUAAUCCUCUCUUACUUUACAUUAUUCCAGUGUUAUCUUGCCUUCUAUGACAUUUCUUAAUUUUUAGUGCAACAACUGCAGUCAGACCUUGACAUAGAAAUGUAAAAUGAUAUGCGUGCCUGCAAUAUUGACUAAUACAGUGAUUUCAGGAGCUUUAUCUACUGGUCAGCAGAAUUACUCUAAAAAGUUUACAGAUGAUGGAAGGACAUCAUUUGCAUAUCAAUUGCAUAAUCUCCACCACAACUAAAACCGGCACUAAAACCCUAUAGAUUGCUUAUGCAAUCUCCGAGUUAGAAAGACUGUUUGUGUUCUUUUGUACAUUUUGAAAUGCCAAUUUGCCGAAACUAAUUUUUCAGCAGUCCAUCAGUCCGUAUUGCAAAAUUUGGACCGCUUAGAGAACCAAUCAGAAUUUUCUUCAUCAUUUUAGCCCAGUUUACCGUAUAAUUACGCACUUACAUGUUAGACAUUGAAAGAAUCGUUUCACGUAGAGAAAAGUCGUCUUUGACUGGACUAAAUGAAGAACAGCCAAGAUGGACGGGAAAACUCGCUCAAUCUUUCUCUCGGGGUGGGAAGGUCACAUUUUACUACAGAACCCAAAUAAUAACCAAAGAACAAAAAGAAACAUGGUUUUAUAGUUUAUUUGCCACCUGACAUAAUUCGUAUUGUUUUAUAUUUCCCGCCGCGUUGGUGCCAGCAACAACGCUUAGACCCACUGUAUCAAUUUGCAGGCAUUACUCAGGCAUCACGCAACGUCUGUUGAGUUGUCACGUAACCACCCUUGUUACCCUUCAAUCUCAUUCCUUUAGUCUUCCUUCCCUACUGCCCAAGCUUAACGAAACGAACGACUCUCCAGGGUUUUGUUACACGCUAGAUUUUGACUGUUUUGAAAACAAUGAAAAUGAGCGGAAGUAAAACAGCAGCGACUCGACUGACUCACAUGGUUUUCAGCUAGGCAUGCGCAAUUCAACCGGAAGUCCAAUAUUUCCGGGUCGCUCGUUGCCCCACCACUGUUCAAGGAGAACGAAGACUCUGCGUACGCAGUUGUACUAUUAAAUUACAUAUUAAUUUUAAUUAAUGUGUUCAUAACUCCAUUAUCAUGGAAAAACCGCAAGUAAAAUUUCCACCUCCUGGUAAAGUGAGUAACGUGAAUAAACCAUUGAAACCACUCUUA
Orbicella faveolata is the source of this 3989-nucleotide messenger RNA. RefSeq lists its product as uncharacterized. The record is from RefSeq and is a predicted model, not a curated record. Gene Ontology annotation, molecular function: protein binding. Lineage: Eukaryota; Metazoa; Cnidaria; Anthozoa; Scleractinia; Merulinidae.